Molecule: messenger RNA, 981 nt
Organism: Brassica napus (rape)
Lineage: Eukaryota; Viridiplantae; Streptophyta; Magnoliopsida; Brassicales; Brassicaceae
Product: protein phosphatase inhibitor 2-like
Exons: 5
Coding region: 353-892 (179 amino acids)
Biological process (GO): regulation of signal transduction
Molecular function (GO): protein phosphatase inhibitor activity
Source: RefSeq, a predicted model, not a curated record
AGUCAACGUAAAUCAGCUGAAUCUAACGGAUAAUUCUAUUUCUAGUGGCUAAACAUAGAAUCUAUAAUGGUCAAUGUCAAAUGCACGGACGGCUAUUGAGACCGCACGUCUUCUUAAAGCGUGAGAUCCGUGGUGAGGGUAAACAUACGAGGUAGAAAAAGUCCAAGAGAGACAAGACAAAAAAAAAACUUCCGGAAGCGAGCGAGAAUCUGUCGUGCCAAUCUUCGAUAGGAAGCAAGGUGACUCUGUCCGAAUAGUAUAUCAUAAGCAGUUGCGAAUUGGUGUGAAUUUGGAUUUUAUAGGUCGAGCUAUAAUAUUGGUCAAGCCUGAAAGAGAAUAUAAUCACCUCAAGAUGACAAAGGGACGUGUACAAUGGGAUGAAGCUAAUAUAGUGGAAAUUGAAUCUAACAAACCUGUUAGGCAGAAGAUUACCGAACCAAAGACACCCUAUCACCCACCGUACCCCAUGAUUGAUGACGAUGGUGGUUCUCUGUCUUCUAGAGUAAGAUCGUUUGACAACUUUGUUGAAAUGCAUCGUGCUGAAGAACUAAAGAAUGAUCUGAACGAUUUAGCUUCUUCCAGUAAAAUUAUUAGCCACAUAUCUGAUUCUGGUGACUGGACCCCGUCAGAGGAUGAAGCAGAACCAAUAGAUCAAAAUGAAGACGAUCCUGAGGGAGAGAAAAACACAAGUUUCAAUGAACAUAGACGGGUGCACUAUGACGAGUUUCGAAUGGUAAAGGAGAUGAGAUCCUCUGGUGGUUCUUUCUAUGGUGAAGACGCAGAAGGAGACGAUAGUGCCAAAACGGGUAAACCAGAGGCAACAAUCUCACAGAACACUCCAGGUGCUGCGGAUGCGAUAUCUUCAGGGAAGUCAUCUUCGUCUUCUACUUGAUGAACACAUUGUUACACUAUGGUGUUAUUUCUGGAUUAUACAUAUGUAGAACUUUAUAUUUAUAAGAAAUUAAGAACAUCUUGUUUGCA